CAUAUGUCAGACUACUUCGACGACAGCAUUUCCAGGAAACCGAAGAGCAAGACCGGCCAACCGAGGAAGAAAGAGACCAGGAAGUGACAGCAGUACUAAUGGAGACUCUGCUGUACACAUGCAAUUGGCAGCAACGUGAACUGCUUGCCACGCGGCAGGUCCUCAUCCGCCAUGAAACAACACUCAAGGCACUGGACAAGAGGAUCGCGACCCUGCAGGCCGAGAACAGCUCACUACAAGCCGCCAGCAGCCAACAGCAGACGCUGAACAGCCAGCAGCAGACACUUAACCAUCAGCUGCAGGCAGAUAUCAGCAACGGGUUGGCACAGCUGUCAUCAGCUGCGUCAACGGGCAAUGCAGCAGUCGACUGCAGCCCAGCUUUGGCCGCACAGGCAAAGCAAUUGGAGGAGCGCGUCAAUCAUUUAGUCGCAUCCCUCGGCGACAUCAGCAAGUUUACUGGAGCGUCGACAGUCAGCAAUCAGCUGCAGACGCUCAGCGACCGCGUUGACCAACGACCGGCCGCUGCCGCCAAGGAAUGGAAGAUGCCAAACUUCAAGAUCGAGAAGUUCGACGACUAUCUCAAGACGGACCCGCUGCAAUGGUGGAUGGCCUUCAACGCUGAGGCGGAUGUACAUCAUACACCCACCCAUCGACGGCUGGACGCUCUAUACCUCCAACUCAUUGGAGGAGCGCAGGUCUUCAUGACGCAUAUGGCGGUCACAUUGGAGUGCACCAUCGCCACCCUCCACACCAAGAUCACCUGGGAGGAAUUCGAGAAGAAGUGGAAGACCCGGUUCAUGGUCAACAACGACAAGCGUCACGCCAUGAACAAGAUCUUCCGCAUCUACCAAGGACAGCAAACAUCACGGGAAUGGCUGACGGAGUGGCAAAGACUCGUCGCCACCCCGGAGUUGGGCUUACCAUUCGACGCAACCCGGGCUGAAUUCUUCGCUCGGUCAUGCGACGCUUUGACCGCCGCGCUUGGUACCGAAUUCCAAUAUGAGACCUUUGAUGAGCUGAUUUCAAAGGCAAGAGACCUGAUCCAAGGUAACCGGCGCGCGGCCAACGAGACCCGCCAACAGCCCGGUUACGUGGAGAAAGGCAAGGGACAACGGACGCCGCAAGUAGCAGCAGUCCARCAAGGAACUAGUGAGGACCACGCAGCCGCUUCAACAUCAAGUGAUGGAGAUUGCCUGCCUCGACAAGGACAAGGAAAAUGUCAAGCGUUCGGGCUCGGGAAACUGAGCACCGCGGGAAGUGCAACGACAACAUUUCCCAGUCCGCCGGAGUCGGCUGCCUUGCUAGCAGCCACUCUCGCAUCCGGGGACAUCACGGUAGUCGCAAGUUCUCGCGUUGAGUACGAGAACUAUGCUGUCGAGCUGGUCCCACCGUUGAACCAGCCUCUCCACGUGCAAGAUUCAAGCGUAUGCGCGGAAGUUCCGCCGUCAAACAACGAACCGGUCGCUUCGCCAGCCCUUUUAUCAGAGGAUCCGUCAACUUGGACGAGACUUGAGGAUCUCGAUCCGUUGACGGUUGAGGACUUCCAAUGGUUGCCUCUUCCCUCCACCGGUUCCUUGCCAAUUCCGCAUUGCAAUGCCCUGAUGGCACAUCUACGCGAAUACUUGCACGCUGCAGUACCACCUCCGUCGACGGACGGCGGAGUAGCGGUUGUUGAUCUUUGUAAUUAUCUUGCGAAGAUCGACCGCGAGUACGCAACGCAACGGUACGUCGACAACGACGCGCCGCUCCUCUACAUCCACAUUCAGAUCGGAAAGGCGACCUGCAGUGCCUUGAUCGAUUGUGGAGCGGCUCGCAACUACAUCAGCCAAGACUUCAUGGCACGCGCCGGGCUCGGCCCGCGCGUUCGAAGGAAAAGUCAGCCUACGCACGUCACGUUGGCCGAUGGUCACACACAAAAGUCAAUCGACCGCUGCGUUGACUCGGUGCCCAUGUACUUUGCGCCGCUAGCAAGCGAGGCCGUGUCUUUCGACAUAUUGGACACCAAGUUCGAUAUGAUCCUCGGCAUGUCGUGGCUGCAAAGCGAAGACCACCCGGUGAACUUCCAUCGUCGCACCGCUCACGUUCGUGAUCGGCAUGGUGAACUAGUCCCGUGUACGGUGACGCUUCCUCAUCCUUCGAUUGGUUGUCACGUGGUAUCCGCGGCGAGCAUUCGCCAAUCCAUCCGACGGGACGACAUCGAGGAAAUGGGCAUAUGUUUUCUUCACGCCCUCCCACCCGGUGAUCAGCCCAAGACGGAUACGUCGGACCCACGCAUCAUUGAGCUGUUGGACAGCUAUAAGGAUGUCUUUCAAGCUCCCGCCGGAGUCAUACCGGAUCGGCCCAUACGCCACGGGAUCACUCUCGAGGACGGCGCCGUACCUCCGCGCGGAUGUAUCUACCGCAUGAGCGAAGAGGAACUACAAGUGCUUCGGGCACAACUAGACGACCUUUGGCCAAGGGCUGGAUUCGCCCUAGCUGACCUUCGUUUGUGCAUCGAUUAUCGUAAACUCAACGCACAAACGAUCAAGAACGCCGGCCCUCUCCCUCGGAUCGAUGAUCUUCUCGAGCGACUCGGCGGCGCCAAGUACUUCUCGAAGCUUGACCUCAAGUCCGGUUAUCACCAGAUCGAGAUUCAGCCAAGAGAUCGGUACAAAACCGCUUUCAAGAUGCGGUAUGGGCACUUUGAGUGGAUCGUCAUGCCUUUCAGUCUCACCAAUGCCCCGACUACUUUCCAAGCGGCUAUGACGACGGAAUUUCCCGACUUACUCGACCGCUCCGUACUCAUUUACCUUGAUGACAUCUUGGUUUACAGUCGGUCGCUGGACGAGCAUCUCGAGCACCUUUGCGCCGUAUUGGAGUGGCUUUGUAUCGCCAAGUACAAGGCAAACCGCGACAAGUGCGAGUUUGCCCAGCAAGAGCUGGAGUACUUGGGCCAUUAUGUCACGCCGCAAGGCAUUCGUCCGCUCGCGGACAAGUUACAAGCUAUUCAAGAUUGGCCGGACCUCAAGUGUACUACCGACGUCCACUCCUUUCUCGGCUUGGCAUCGUACUACAUGCGCUUCGUCAAAGGAUUUCAACGUAUCGCUGCACCAUUGUCGCGACUUCAGUCCCCCUUGGUGCCUUUCGAGUUCAUCGACGAGGCUCGACAUGCGUUUCACACGCUGAAGACGGCUUUGCUUCAAGCUCCCGUCUUAAGCAUCUAUGACCCGACGUUGCCUACCAAAGUGACUACGGACGCUUCCGGUUACGGCAUUGGCACGGUUUUGGAACAGCAUGAUGGCACAAACUGACAUCCGGUUGAGUACUUCAGCCAAAAGGUG
This is a messenger RNA of Chara braunii, 3320 nucleotides long. The record is from the annotation of a GenBank genome assembly. NCBI's taxonomy places the organism in Eukaryota, Viridiplantae, Streptophyta, Charophyceae, Charales, Characeae.